Lipotes vexillifer (Yangtze River dolphin) is the source of this 2495-nucleotide messenger RNA. RefSeq names its product transient receptor potential cation channel subfamily V member 6 (gene TRPV6). Gene Ontology annotation, biological process: calcium ion import across plasma membrane. The record is from RefSeq and is a predicted model, not a curated record. Gene Ontology annotation, cellular component: plasma membrane. NCBI's taxonomy places the organism in Eukaryota, Metazoa, Chordata, Mammalia, Artiodactyla, Lipotidae. Gene Ontology annotation, molecular function: protein binding; calcium channel activity. The transcript has 15 exons. The coding region runs from base 185 to 2350 and encodes 721 amino acids.
GCUCUGCCAAGUAUAACAAACUCAGAGGCCUCGGUGUCCGGCUGGUGCACCUGGGAGGCCCUAGUCGGGACCUCUAGGGGAGAAGGCGGGCCGGCCCUAGGGGCUGCUGAUGUGGCCCCAGGGCUGAGUCCAGGCGGGGUCUGGCCUUGGCCCCAGGCCCCCCAAGGAGCCGGCCCUAUACUCCAUGGGGUUGCCGCUGCCCAGGGAGAAGGGGCACAUUCUCUGCCUGUGGAGAAAGUUCCGUAGGUGGUUCCAGAGACAGGAGUCAUGGGCUCAGAGGCGAGACGAGCAGAACCUGCUGCAGCAGAAGAGGAUCUGGGAGUCUCCUCUCCUCACAGCUGCCAAAGAGAACGAUAUCCAGGCUCUCAGCAAGCUGCUCAAAUAUGAAGCCUGCGAUGUCCACCAGAAAGGAGCCCUGGGGGAGACGGCACUGCACGUGGCGGCCCUCUAUGACCACCUGGAGGCCGCCAUCGUGCUGAUGGAGGCCGCCCCGGAGCUGGUCGACGAGCCCAUUACCUCUGAGCUGUAUGAAGGUCAGACGGCACUGCACAUGGCCAUCAUGAACCAGAACGUGAACUUGGUGAAAGCCCUGCUCGCCCACGGGGCCAGUGUCUCUGCAAGGGCGGUAGGCUCAGCGUUCUGCCUCAGUCCCCACAACCUCGUCUACUUUGGGGAGCACCCUUUGUCCUUUGCGGCCUGCAUGGGCAGCGAGGAGACCGUGAGGCUGCUCAUUGAGCACGGCGCUGACAUCCGGGCCCAGGACUCCCUGGGAAACACAGUGUUGCACAUCCUCGUCCUCCAGCCCAGCAAAACCUUUGCCUGCCAGAUGUACAACCUGCUGCUGUCCUACGACGGGCGCGGGGACCACCUGCAGUCCCUGGACCUCGUGCCCAAUCACCAGGGCCUCACCCCCUUCAAGCUGGCUGGAGUGGAGGGCAACACCACGAUGUUCCAGCACCUGAUGCAGAAGCGGAAGCACAUCCAGUGGACGUGCGGGCCGCUGACCUCCACUCUCUACGACCUCACGGAGAUCGACUCCUCAGGGGAGGAGCAGUCCCUGCUGGAGCUUAUCGUCACCUCCAAGAAGCGGGAGGCUCGCCAGAUCCUGGACCAGACGCCAGUGAAGGAGCUGGUGAACGUCAAGUGGAAGAGAUAUGGGUGGCCGUACUUCUGUAUGCUGGCUGCCACAUACCUGCUGUACCUGGCCUGCUUUACCACGUGCUGUGUCUAUCGCCCCCUCAAUCCCAGGACCCACAACCAAACUGGCCCCCGGGACAACACCCUCCUACAGCAGAAGCUACUGCAGGAGGCCUAUGUGACCCCCGAGGAUCACCUCCGACUGGUUGGGGAGCUGGUGUCCGUCUUCGGAGCUGUCAUCAUUCUGCUCAUAGAGAUUCCAGACAUCUUCCGCGUGGGGGUCACUCGCUUCUUUGGACAGACCAUCCUUGGAGGACCGUUCCACGUGCUCUUCAUCACCUACGCCUGCAUGGUGCUGGUGACCAUGGUGAUGAGGCUCACCAACACCAACGGGGAGGUGGUGCCCAUGUCUUUCGCCCUGGUGCUGGGCUGGUGCAACGUCAUGUACUUUGCCAGAGGAUUCCAGAUGCUGGGCCCCUUCACCGUCAUGAUUCAGAAGAUGAUUUUUGGCGAUCUGAUGAGAUUCUGCUGGCUGAUGGCUGUGGUCAUCCUGGGCUUUGCCUCAGCCUUCUUUAUCAUCUUCCAGACAGAGGACCCUAACGAGCUGGGCCAUUUCUACAGUUACCCCAUGGCGCUGUUCAGCACCUUCGAGCUGUUCCUCACCAUCAUCGACGGCCCUGCCAACUACGCCGUGGACCUGCCCUUCAUGUACGGCGUCACCUAUGCUGCCUUCGCCAUCAUUGCCGCUCUUCUCAUGCUCAACCUCCUCAUCGCUAUGAUGGGUGACACUCACUGGCGCGUGGCCCACGAGCGGGACGAGCUCUGGAGGGCCCAGGUCGUGGCCACCACAGUGAUGCUGGAAAAGAAGCUGCCUCGCUGCCUGUGGCCUCGCUCCGGGAUCUGCGGGCGCAAGUUCGGGCUGGGGGACCGUUGGUUCCUGCGGGUGGAAGACAGACAGGAUCUCAACCGGCAGCGCGUCCGGCGCUGCGCGCAGGCCUUCUGCAACCCAGGCUCCGAAGAUGACGUGGAAGGACGGGGGCUGGGCGGCCCCUUCGGCCCCCACCCGUCCCCUCCUGCCCCCUCGGUGUCUCGAAGUACUUCCCGCAGCAGCACGAACUGGGAGAGGCUGCGGGAAGCGACCCGGAGGAGAGAGCAGAGGGGGACGGUGACCAGGGCUCUGGAGGACGGGCAGGGUUGGGAGUACCAGAUCUGAGUGCCUCCGCCCACACUGGCUCCCGGCAGCAUCAAGAAGCAAAGCCUAGACCUCUCAUCUGCCAGGUCCAGAGGGUAGAACACGAUAAAGGGAAACCAAGGAGCAGGCCCACGCCUCACGGUAAGCACAGGGCCCAGCGCGAAUA